Puntigrus tetrazona (Sumatra barb) is the source of this 2135-nucleotide messenger RNA. RefSeq names its product potassium voltage-gated channel subfamily A regulatory beta subunit 2a (gene kcnab2a). Gene Ontology annotation, molecular function: voltage-gated potassium channel activity; transmembrane transporter binding; potassium channel regulator activity. Gene Ontology annotation, biological process: regulation of potassium ion transmembrane transport; transmembrane transport; potassium ion transport. Gene Ontology annotation, cellular component: cytoplasm; membrane; juxtaparanode region of axon. The record is from RefSeq and is a predicted model, not a curated record. NCBI's taxonomy places the organism in Eukaryota, Metazoa, Chordata, Actinopteri, Cypriniformes, Cyprinidae.
UCCGCUAAGGAGGAGAAGGAGGAGGAGCACCAGUGCAUAUGAGGUAUCUCAGUGGCUGUCAGAUACAGUGUUCACAGGACGAGACAUGAGAAGGCAUCUCAUCCAUUGUGUCAGUUUGUUAUUUUAUGUUUGAAGUCUGCUUCGUGUGCUGCUGCUCCUGAGUGAUCCGAAGCAGUGAGCUGAGAUUGCAAAGAAACCAGUUUGUGUGUUUGGAUAAGCAGCAUCUCUGAUCGGAGGAUUUGAAUGCACAGAAAAAGCUCUGAACCUUUUUUUAUGUGAGAUGGAAGCCAUGCAGGUGGUCUUGAGCAGCGGGCUAUGUGAUAAACGAGCUGUGAACUUGAUGUGCCAGUUGGGAAAGCACUGAAAUGAGUCGUGGACAUCGCUUUAUAAGCACUUUGCCUUUCUAGUUAAGCUUAGUUUGAUAUUCUCCAAGCAGGAGUGCUUUGCACAGUACAGCAGGACCGAGGAACUUUUAAAUUUGCUCUCUGGAGGAUCUGGAUCCGGCUGACUUGGCUUUGUUUCUUGGAGACACUUUGCACUCUCUUCCUGAAUUUGCUCUGUGAUAAACGUGCAUCCUCUGAGACAGAAUGCAGGUGUCGUUUGUUUGCACAGACCACCGGUCCAUGAGCCGCAGCACGGAUGAUAGGCUCAAUCGACAAAACGCCAACAGUCCCAGCACUGGUACCCGAAGCAAGUUCAAAGCCGUGGCCAUGGUGGCCAGGAGCCUCGGGCAGCUUUCUGUCCAGAGCGUCCCUUCUUCAAGCGACCAAAGCAUGAGAACUGGCAUGAAGUAUAGGUAGGCUGGGAAGUCAGGCCUGAGAGUCUCAUGUCUUGGAUUAGGAACAUGGGUUACGUUUGGAGGACAGAUCACAGAUGAGAUUGCGGAGCAGCUGAUGACUCUGGCAUACGAGAAUGGGAUCAAUCUGUUCGACACGGCAGAGGUCUACGCUGCAGGAAAGGCGGAGAUGGUGCUGGGCAACAUCAUAAAGAAGAAAGGAUGGAGACGCUCAAGUUUAGUCAUUACAACCAAAAUAUUUUGGGGUGGAAAAGCAGAGACUGAGAGAGGACUGUCAAGAAAACACAUUAUAGAAGGUCUGAAGGCAUCAUUGGAGAGACUGCAGCUGGAGUAUGUGGACGUAGUGUUUGCAAACAGACCAGACCCUAACACACCCAUGGAAGAGACUGUGCGGGCGAUGACCCAUGUGAUCAAUCAGGGAAUGGCGAUGUACUGGGGAACAUCACGCUGGAGUCCCAUGGAAAUUAUGGAAGCAUAUUCUGUGGCCCGACAGUUCAACCAGAUCCCACCAAUCUGUGAACAGUCAGAGUAUCACAUGUUCCAGAGGGAGAAAGUGGAGGUGCAGCUUCCUGAGCUCUUCCAUAAGAUUGGUGUGGGUGCGAUGACGUGGUCCCCGCUGGCCUGUGGGAUAAUCUCAGGGAAAUACGACAGCGGGGUGCCAGCCUACUCUCGUGCCUCACUAAAGGGCUACCAGUGGUUGAAGGACAAGAUCUUGAGCGAGGAGGGCCGACGCCAGCAGGCGAAGCUGAAAGAGCUGCAGGCAAUCGCUGAGCGGCUGGGCUGCACGCUGCCACAGCUAGCCAUCGCGUGGUGCCUGAGAAAUGAAGGUGUGAGCUCUGCUCUUGGAGCCUCCAGCACUGAUCAGCUAAUGGAGAAUAUAGGAGCAAUACAGGUUCUUCCAAAGUUAUCAUCCUCCAUCGUGCACGAGGUGGACAGUAUCCUGGGCAACAAACCCUACAGUAAAAAGGACUACCGUUCCUAGUGUGGGACCGGAUGCUCCACACACACCUUUGCCUGAUCCUCCGUUCGCUUCAGCUUUUACUGAAUGAGUACCGGCUGCAUGAGACGGGCAAGCACCCACAAACCCUGGAGAGCAGGACUUUUACAACACAAAGGGCAAGAAACGUGAAAAAUACACAAACAAAAAAAAAGACACAUCACUGACUGAGGGGUUAAAAUAAAGGAUAGAGAGUGAUGCAUUGAAGAUACAUGCUUACGGAUUCAUCCGUAUGGGUACUUUAUAACCAGAUCAUUAGGGUAAUUAAGAUCAAAAUGAAGAAGAAAAAUAUGCUUAACAACAUUUAAAAAAAAUAACAUGCUUGCUUGGUUGCUGGAAAUA